CUACUUGUAGUAUGUAAAAACAAAUUUAAACAGCUCCUGUUAUUGUUUUUUUCAGGGAAUAACCUGUUUGAUAUUAAUAUUAUAGGAGAAAUUGGGGGACAGUUCAGUAUGCUAUUAUUUACAAAUGUCCCUUUCAGACAGUUUCCUCACAUUGUCAGUUCAGAUCAUCAAGGUAACUUGAGGCUGUAGCGUAAUUUCAUUGUCAUGAUCCAAAGUCCAACUGUUGCAACAACAUGAAACAACUUCGGCUACGGAAAGGACUGGAAAGGGUUGAAACUGUCGUCUCAGUACUCAUCAAGGAUGACUAAUACUCACCUGUACAGGGACUGAUCCACUGAGGCCACAGGAUGGCAAAAAGUGUAAUGGUGGCUUAUGCCCUGUGGGCAGCAGGUGGGCCUUUGGGCCUUCACCAUUUAUAUUUAGGACGGGACAGCCAUGCUCUGCUGUGGAUGCUGACCCUGGGAGGAUUUGGCUUUGGCUGGGUGAGAGAGUUCCUACGUAUUCCUGCAUAUGUCGGUGAGGCGAAUCAAGAUGCAGAGAAAGGGAGAAAAAGACCCCCCACCAUGGCCCCGCCACCUGUGGGCCCUGUCAGAUUUGCAGGGCAGGUGUGUGUUGGGAUCUAUUUUGGCACUGUGGCCCUGAUAGGACUCAACUCCCUCAAUUUCUUCUACUUGAUCGUCCUGCCUUUAUGUGUGGGCGCAGGAGUGCAUCUGGUGUCCAGUGUUGGCCAGCAGACCUCAGAUCUCCAAAAAACUAUGACCACUUGUCUCAUAACCUCCUCAUUAUUCUAUGGCAGCACCUUAUCGCCUCUCCCUAUAAGCCUGGCUGCCAGCGUCACUGCCGCACAGCACCGCAAGUUCAAACCCCCACAGAGACUGGAGAGCAAACAGGAACUGGGUCCGCGGCUUUUCAGGCUCAGUCUGGCCUGGCUUGCCUUCUCUGCUCCGCUGGGUUACUGUAUUUUCCAUAACACCACAGCCACACUGUACUACCUGUCAGACUGUGUGGCAGCUCUGCUGGAUAUCUUCUGGUUCCUGCCUUGGCUCAGGAGUGUGGUCGAGUACAUUCUUUUAAUGCCUUAUCGGAUCCUGUGUGUUUUUACAGGAGGGGGUUACUAUGAAGAGGCUUGGAGGAAGGUGCUGGAAAUACUGCUCAGAGAGUACACUGAGAAAGAAAAGGAGGCGCUGAAGGUGUUGUCAUUACAACCAGAGGCCUCACUUGAGGAGAUAACUCACAGCUACAGGGAGCUGGCUAAGACAUGGCAUCCGGACCACAACCCCGGCAAGGAUGCAGAGGCCAUGUUUGUGAAGAUCCACGAGGCUUAUGAGAUCCUCCUGCGACGGCACAAACCUCACAGAUUCCGAUAGUUGCCCUUCAUUCCUCACCGCCUGGCCUUUAUCAUUUUCUUUGUCAGUCACUAUUUCCAUGCUACACAAAUCAGAAACAUGCACAGAGACCUGCAUUGUGUUGAUAUUAUCACACAGCUGUCUGAUUGGUGACUUGGCAGAGUUGGUCUGAGACAGCAGUGUGCUGCCACCUAGUGGUGCUACAGGUGUAAUGUCGACAUAAACUAUUUCAGCACAACAAUUUGACUUAUUUUUCGAAUUCUGUGUGUAUGCUUACUAUUUAACUCUAAACUAGCUUUAAAGCUUACCUAUCUUUUAAUUUCACAUCAUCCAAUGUUUUCAUCAAUGAUGAAUUUAUGUAAUAAUUAUGUAAUAAAGGUUUACAUUCAGCCUUAGCAGCCAAAUAGAAAGUAAGAAAAUGUAAAAUAACCCGCCUACUCCAUUUUCCACAUGCAUUUCCGGAAGAGGCCCUGAUCACAAAACAGUGUCUGAGUUCCCCAUUCAUAUCUUGAUUCCAUCCAGCCGGUCGAUCCGCGUGUUGUCAGGUAUUUCUCCAAACAAACAUCCACAUACAUCAGCCUGAGCUCUUCUGUGGAGCCCGUGUGCUCCUCUCAUUGGUAUAAAUGUCACCUCAUGUUGCCACCUGUGCCCAAAGCUGA
Messenger RNA from Acanthopagrus latus (yellowfin seabream), 2005 nucleotides. It is a transcript of the gene dnajc22, whose product is annotated as DnaJ (Hsp40) homolog, subfamily C, member 22. Gene Ontology annotation, biological process: endocytosis. Gene Ontology annotation, cellular component: plasma membrane; early endosome. The transcript has 4 exons. Bases 348 to 1367 code for a protein of 339 amino acids. The record is from RefSeq and is a predicted model, not a curated record. Lineage: Eukaryota; Metazoa; Chordata; Actinopteri; Spariformes; Sparidae.